CACGUUGUGAACAACGUUGGGAAAAGGACAGAAAAGGUUGACGGGAUGAAGCAAGAAAAGACUCAGAUGAAGGAUUUCCUGGAGAAUAUCAGUGUUCUGCAAGCGGUGCUGACACUCCCCCUCUUAGGUCCGGCGUGUAUUGGGUUGAUGGUGUACCUUAUGUUUACGUCUCUGUGGCUGCUGCCUACUCUCUACUUCAUAUGGCAGUUAAAGGACCGGCACACACCUGAAAGAGGGGGUAGGAGAACUGCAUUUGUGAGAAACUGGAAAGUGUGGAAGCUCGUAAGGGACUACUUCCCAAUGAAGUUGGUGAAGACAGCGGAGUUGAACCCAAACAAGAACUACAUCUUAGGGUGUCAUCCACAUGGGAUCUUGAGUGUCGGAGCCUUUACUACUUUCACCACGGAGGCCUGUGGCUUUAUGGACCUCUUCCCUGGGGUGCGCUCCUGUCUCUGCAUCCUGAGUGGCCUCUUCAAGAUCCCCCUCUACAGGGAAUAUGUCAUGGCCACAGGUUGUUGUCCAGUCAGCAAGCCCAGUCUCAAGCACCUUUUGUCUAAAAGUGGGAAAGGCAAUGCGCUGGUGAUUAUUAUAGGGGGUGCUGCUGAGUCUCUGCUGAGUGUGCCUGGGGUCAACGCUGUGGUUAUGAAGCAGAGGAAAGGCUUCGUCAAGGUGGCCCUGGAGUUUGGGGCUGACCUGGUGCCCGUCUACUCGUAUGGGGAAAACGAUAUGUUCCGCCAGGUGAUCUUCUCAGAAGGCAGUGUGGGCUGGAGGUUACAGCAACUCUGUAAGAAGGUCAUGGGCUUUGCCCCUUGUCUGUUCAUGGGUGAACGCUGGUUCUGGAUGCCUUACCACUGCCCGGUCACCAUUGUCGUGGGUAGUCCUAUCCCAGUGCCAACGAGGCCUUCUCCCACUCAGGAGGAGGUGGACCACUAUCAUGGCCUAUACAUGGAGUCCCUGGCCAAGCUCUUCAAUGAGCACAAAGUCAGCUGUGGACUCUCAGACAGCCACGAGCUGCUGAUCACAUAAGCCAAUCAUUUUGACAACGUGAAUGAGGUGAUUUGUCAUGGUGUCCUUCUGUCUGUACUGUAGCCCCCGAUCUCCCUCACGACGCCAGGACAGCGGAGUCAAUCACCACCUUCCGGAGACACCUGAAACCCCACCUCUUUAAGGAAUACCUAGGAUAGGAUAAAGUAAUCCUUCUCACCCCCCCCCCCCUUAAAAGAUUUAGAUGCACUAUUCUAAAGUGGCUGUUCCACUGGAUAUCAUAAGGUGAAUGCACCAAUUUGUAAGUCGCUCUGGAUAAGAGCGUCUGCUAAAUGACUUAAAUGUAAAUGUAAAUGUAAAUCUCCACAGUGAGUAUGUUUACACGCACGGUAAUAAUUCUAUAUUAACUGAUCAUAUCGAUGAUAUACUGAUUACGACAGUACUGCGAGUUUGACAGUAGUCAUGAUUAUCUUAAUCGGCGUAAAGUCAUAAACGAAGCAUAAACGGACUAAAAUACCUAUAUUUUUUUGCAAUGUUUUGAAUGAUUUGGAUACCUUAUUCAGAGAUCCUGCGGUGUUGAUCUGCACAUGUGCUAUCAUCAUGCAUCUAAAAAAUAGGUUUCACAUACAAACUCUAUAUUUCUGAAGUCAGAAUCAAAUAGGCUUCCCAAAAAAUGAUAUGAUUGCUGUGAUAGGACCUUCAUUUUUAUUGGUCAUUUUCUACAUUUCUUUAAGUCCCAUCAAGCACCCUUAUUAUCAGCUGUCCAUGUAAACAGGAUGUUUAGGGAAUUAUUUCUUCUUGCAAAUCAUAACAAUGUUUUAAUCUAAUUAUUAUAUUAAAUCAGAGUAUUUACAACGAUCCUAUUACUGAAUGCAUGUUAACAUACUCAGUGAGACUACUUGAAUGAAAGCAUUCCAACUCAGUAUCUGAUCCAGCGGUGUCCCAAUCAUUGAUCCCUGGAUCCACCAAGCUGCCUGUCUAAUUGACACAUCGCUUUGACUGCAUUUACUGUAAGAAUGAAUUCAAGGGGAGAUUGUAUGUGGUUUAUAUGUAGCAAUAAUUUAACCAUGAAUCUGAAUACCUUUAAGAUCCACUCAAUUUCAUAACAAACAGUAAUUGAUUGUGUGACUUAGGAUUUAUGAAGAAAUACUGUGCUUACAUGUUGAGUAUAAUCAAUGAGACUUUGUAGCCACCAGCAGCACCUGAGCAAUGUUAAUCAGGGAUUAUAACAUUCUUUCAAGUAUAACAGUUGACUUUGAAUAACUUGUGCAGUAGAGCUGCCGAAUACUGACUAUUUGCUAUAUAGAAAUGAUGUUUUUCUGCUGAUAUAUGUAUUUGAAUACAUUUGGCUUGUGGUGAGGGUUCACUUUGACCACAGGAUUUUGCCACAAUGUAUUAAUUUAUUUAAUCCUUCCUGUGAACUGUGAAGUGGAUACAGAUAGCGGUAGUGAGAGGUUUUGGACAUGAACAGAGUGGGAGUGUCUUUCAGUGCUAUGAUUCACAAGCUGUAGAGAUCUAUCAUAACAUUUCAAUAUUUCUCUCUCAUCACAUACACAUAUUAGGCAUACUCUUCUCUACAGGACAAAGUAGUUGUUACCCAACUAUCCCAAUAAUUUUUGACAUGGAAAAUGAAUCUAGAUUUAAAAUACACUACCGUUCAAAAGUUUGGGGUCACUUAGAAAUGUCCUUGUUUUUGAAAGAAAUGCACAUUUUUUUUCCAUUAAAAUAACAUCAAAUUGAUUAGAAAUACAGUGUAGACAUUGUUAAUGUUGUAAAUGACUAUUGUAGCUGGAAACAGGUGAUUUUUUAUGGAAUAUCUACAUAGGUGUACAGAGGCCCAUUAUCAGCAACCAUCACUCCUGUGUUCCAAUGGCACGUUGUGUUAGUUAAUCCAAGUUUUUCAUUUUAAAAGGCUAAUUAAUCAUUAGGAAACCCUUUUAUAAUUAUGUUAGCACAGCUGAAAACUACUGUUCUGAUUAAAGUAGCAAUAAAACUGGCCUUCUUUAGACUAGUUGAGUAUCUGGAGCAUCAGCAUUUGUGGGUUUGAUUACGGCUCACAAUGGCCAGAAAUAAAGCACUUUCUUCUGAAACA
Messenger RNA from Oncorhynchus nerka (sockeye salmon), 3076 nucleotides. RefSeq names its product diacylglycerol O-acyltransferase 2-like. Bases 46 to 1026 code for a protein of 326 amino acids. Gene Ontology annotation, biological process: triglyceride biosynthetic process. Gene Ontology annotation, molecular function: diacylglycerol O-acyltransferase activity. Lineage: Eukaryota; Metazoa; Chordata; Actinopteri; Salmoniformes; Salmonidae. The transcript has a single exon. The record is from RefSeq and is a predicted model, not a curated record. Gene Ontology annotation, cellular component: endoplasmic reticulum membrane.